Messenger RNA from Sinocyclocheilus grahami, 2664 nucleotides. Its product is annotated as pleckstrin homology domain-containing family M member 1-like. Lineage: Eukaryota; Metazoa; Chordata; Actinopteri; Cypriniformes; Cyprinidae. The record is from RefSeq and is a predicted model, not a curated record. The transcript has 10 exons. The coding region runs from base 188 to 2332 and encodes 714 amino acids.
CAGGAACACGGCGAACCUUGCGUUAGUUUCCCAUGCUGCCUUUCGCGUCAGCUGAUCUGACCACAUCUAUAUCGCCUGCCCGCUUCUGUGUUCCCGGAUCAGCGAAGGAGAGUGACAGAGAUCACGCGACAAAUAAACGCAGAGCAAACAUGUGUGUAAAGUGGGACUAACUGAAGCUAGAGGAGCCAUGUUGGCCACCCAAACACCUGAGAGCGGCCCCGAAGCGAGAGAUGUUAAACAGUGGAUCAAGGACAAGAUCGCACGGACACUAAAAGUCCUGCAGAAGCGUUACAUCACCACAGACACGGCGGUCACCAGCGAGGACCUGGAGGCUAACCUGCUGUGUUGUGCUUUGGAGGCCGUCUUCAUCCAUGGAAUCAAGAGCAAGUUCAUCCGGUUUGAUGGAAGUCACGUACGCAAAGGAGGGUCACGAGGAGCACUUCCUCAGCCCGUCUUCUGGAACCUGUUGAAGACCGUCACCCACAGGGAUGUAGUUCAAGAACUGGAACGUCUAAGCUUCAUAAACUCAGACAUUGGCCGCUGCAGAGCAUGGGUUCGCCUGGCGCUAAAUGACGGGCUUCUGGAGUGUUACCUGACCUCGCUGCUUCGCGAAGGCUCCAACCUGGGCUCCUACUACCAGCCCGGGGCUCUUUUGCUGGACCCGGAGGACCGCGAGGUUCUCCUCACCCUCCUGCAGGGUUUGUCCUCGAUGACCUUCCAGCUCUCCUAUAAAUCAGCUGUGCUGAAUGAGUGGACCAACACACCCCUGGUCCUCGCGGGUCUGUGUCCCCCAACGCCUGCCGACGAGCACCUUGUAGGCCCCAAGUGCAAGGAGUCUUGGGAUACUGUCUCCCAGUCAUCCGGAGGGUCUGGAAGCUCAGAUUGGGCUCAGGAGGUGCUCCAGAGGGAGCCGAGGAGAGAACAGAGCGAGGGCUGUGAGCCGAACACGCCGCUGACCACGUCAAACCUGAGUCUGGACACGUCAGGAUCGUCACAGCUGUCCUCCAGCCUGAGCUCUGAUAGUCUGCUGCAGGGUCAGGAGCUCAGGAGUCCAGAGAAGGAGCACUGGAGUUGUGACACGGAGAUCAGCCAAAACGCACAACAGGAGAUCACCGCCACAGAUGUCAGCAGUUCCUCUAAUCAGGACUUGAAGGAACACUUUGAUGUGUUCAGACCAGCUUCAGACUCUGCAGCACAAGCUGUUAAUGACAACACGCACAAGCCUGAUGCGUCUCCAGCAGCUGCACAGGACACACCUCGAUCAGAUGCACACAUCUCGGAGCAAUCUAAAGCAUGCUCAGAAAACAUAUCAGCUGAGACGGAAGAAUCCAAGACUCUAGUUAAAACCGCCACAGUCACCGAGACUCCAGAAAGCGAGCAGAAGAACUCGUCUGUUGAUUCCCCUUCAGUUUCUGCUUCGACUGAGACGGUUGAGAAGACCUCUGACCUUAAAGACCCUGACGCUCUUCCUUCUGAGACCCCUGUCGCCUCUAGUUCAGUGGAGCAAACCCAACAUGCUGCAUACAGACGCUCCGCAAGUACCAUCAGCAGGAAAACCUCCUCCGACUCUCUGUAUUCCUCCUGCAAAUCCACAUCUUGGAUAUCAGAGGAUGAUUUCUGCAAACCAGAAAAAAUGGACAGUUCUGAAGUGUAUGCCGUCAUUGACAUCGCGCAGAUGAACGGGCAGGAGACGCCUACCUCUGAACCAGACGGCAUCCAGUCAACACCUAGUGUAGUGCACCGGAGACACAACGGUAAGAAGGACACAAGACGGCCUGAUUCUGUGUGUGUAUAUCUAUAUGUUCAGGUUUCAAAACAAGCCUUUAAGUUGCUGACUCAAAUUGAGCACGAGCCACUCCUGCACCUUGACGCUUUGAAUCCUGACCUGUUUGAUCACACUGACAUCAUGGAGAAAGUGCAGAGCCUGAGACAAAGACUUCGUUUUCUUGGAGACUACAUCCUCAUCUGCCGCAGCGGCAUCAGCAAACAGAUCCAACCCAGACUUCAGCAGCGGACAUACUUACUGGAUAACAGUGAUCUAUACAGUGUAUUGGACUUGCAGCAGAUAGCAGACGAGCACUACGAAUCUUACCUGCAGUCUCUGAUUCAGUUUGGGUCCAAGCACGUGCACAGCUGUGACCUUUGCACCCAAAGGGGCUUUAUAUGUCAGAUCUGCAACACCGACAACAUCAUCUUCCCCUUCCAGUUCGACAGCACCACCAGGUGUGACGUCUGCAAAGCGGUGUUUCAUUCCUCCUGCAAGGCCAAGUGUCCGGUCUGUCCACGCUGCGCUCGCAUACAAAAGUAUAUGGAGAGGGAUUUGGAGGACUGAUUUAGCUGUUAGUUAGAAACCGCUCAAGCUACAAGCUCAAAAUCCAGGGUUAGUACUAUAUUAUUGUAGUAUUCUAUCUAAAACAUUAUUUUUCUCAGUAGCAGACCAACUGGAAGCGUUUGAUCGUUUUUUUUUUUUUUUUCUUCACACUAAGCGUUUUAUUUGACUCUUGACCUUAAGUGCACUUAUUUACACAUUCAUCUGUACAUAUUUACUCACAUCAGCACUCCCGUGUUUGUUCUUUCAUCAAAUGUCAAUAAUGCCAAACCAACACUGUUCUGCAACGGUGGGAGAACUGUUAUUAAAGCUAUGAUUUUUGCUUUUCAACUUUA